Messenger RNA from Fusarium keratoplasticum, 1323 nucleotides. Its product is annotated as 26S protease regulatory subunit 7. NCBI's taxonomy places the organism in Eukaryota, Fungi, Ascomycota, Sordariomycetes, Hypocreales, Nectriaceae. The record is from RefSeq and is a predicted model, not a curated record. The transcript is spliced from 4 exons. Gene Ontology annotation, biological process: proteasome-mediated ubiquitin-dependent protein catabolic process. Gene Ontology annotation, cellular component: proteasome regulatory particle, base subcomplex. Gene Ontology annotation, molecular function: proteasome-activating activity; ATP binding; ATP hydrolysis activity. Bases 1 to 1323 code for a protein of 440 amino acids.
AUGCCUUCCGCAACCGGUCAAAACUGGGAGAAGUACCAGAAGAACUUCGCCGACGAUGAGAUAGAAGAGAAGAAGAUCACCCCUCUAACGGACGAGGAUAUUCAGGUCCUCAAGACCUACGGUGCUGCACCCUACGGAACAUCCAUCAAGAAGCUCGAGAAGCAGAUCAAGGAGAAGCAACAAAGCGUUGAUGAGAAGAUCGGCGUCAAGGAAUCCGACACAGGACUUGCGCCACCACAUCUAUGGGAUGUCGCCGCCGACCGUCAACGAAUGUCCGAGGAGCAGCCCUUCCAGGUUGCGCGGUGUACAAAGAUCAUUGCCGACGAAAAGGGCGAUGAAUCCAAGAGCAAAUACGUCAUCAACGUGAAGCAGAUCGCCAAGUUCGUUGUCCAGCUUGGUGACCGGGUCAGUCCCACAGAUAUCGAGGAGGGCAUGCGGGUUGGUGUCGACCGCAACAAGUACCAGAUCAUGCUUCCCUUGCCGCCCAAGAUCGACGCGAGCGUUACCAUGAUGACUGUGGAGGAGAAGCCUGAUGUCACUUACGGCGAUGUCGGUGGCUGCAAGGAGCAGGUUGAGAAGCUGCGAGAAGUCGUCGAGAUGCCCCUGCUAUCUCCCGAGCGUUUCGUGAACCUUGGUAUUGAUCCUCCCAAGGGUGCGCUGCUCUACGGCCCUCCCGGAACCGGCAAGACCCUCUGUGCCCGAGCUGUCGCCAACCGAACAGACGCCACCUUUAUCCGAGUCAUUGGUAGCGAGCUGGUCCAGAAGUACGUCGGUGAAGGUGCAAGGAUGGUUCGAGAGCUGUUCGAGAUGGCACGGACAAAGAAGGCUUGCAUCAUCUUCUUCGACGAGAUUGACGCUAUCGGCGGUGCUCGAUUUGAUGAUGGUGCCGGUGGAGACAACGAAGUCCAGCGAACUAUGCUGGAACUGAUUACACAGCUUGACGGUUUCGAUGCACGAGGAAACAUCAAGGUCAUGUUUGCCACCAACAGACCCUCCACCCUGGAUCCUGCCCUGAUGCGACCGGGUCGUAUUGACCGAAAGAUCGAGUUCUCACUGCCCGACCUUGAGGGCCGGGCCAACAUUCUGCGCAUCCACGCCAAGAGUAUGUCCGUCGAGCGCGACAUCCGCUGGGAGCUCAUCUCUCGUCUGUGCCCCAACGCGACGGGUGCUGAGCUGCGCAGUGUGUGCACUGAGGCCGGUAUGUUUGCCAUCCGGGCGAGGAGAAAGGUGGCAUCGGAGAAGGACUUCCUCAGCGCAGUGGACAAGGUCAUCAAGGGCAACCUCAAGUUUAACUCGACGGCGACGUACAUGCAGUACAACUAA